AGCUAUAAACCAGAGAUGUAUCCGCGGGUCUCCGCUCUCUGGGUUAUCCGGGUGGAGCCAAUAGGUCAAACCCCGGAAAAAUGGCCGCUCCCGUCGUAAUUUUGAAUUUGUGACAGUAGUAGUGUUUCUCUCUGCCUUCUAGCUUUAUGGGUCGCGGAAAUACGGAAUUGGCCGCCUAAUGUUGUGAACCAAUGGGUGGUUAUCGUACUGGUCACUUAGUACGGAACGCUAGAAAAGACAAUCUUUCUGUGGUUUGCGUGAUCGCGUUGGACGAACUUAUGUGGGGCUUGUGUCGGCGGGGUCGCAGGCGCUAUGGGUUGUUGUCGAGAUUACGAAUGUUUCUUAUAUCAUUGGUUGGAUUAUAUAUAGCCAUUCCAUUCCUUGUAAAGAUCUGUCCUGCAAUCCAAACCCAGCUGGUCUUUUUAAAUUUAGUGAGGUUUCCUUACUUUAUUGAUCUGAAGAGGCCUCAGGAUCAAGGUUUAAAUCAUACUUGUAACUUUUACCUGCAGCCUGAAGAAGAUGUAACCAUUGGUGUCUGGCACACCAUUCCUGGUGUUUUAUGGAAAGAUGCUCAAGAAAAGGACCUGGCGUGGUAUGAGGAGAUUUUGUCUGCAAACUACCCAGUGAUUCUCUAUUUACAUGGAAAUGCAGGGACGCGUGGUGGUGAUCACAGAGUACAACUGUACAAGGUCCUUAGCUCGAUUGGGUUUCACAUUAUUUCAUUUGAUUAUAGAGGUUGGGGAGAUUCUGUGGGAUCUCCAUCAGAAAGUGGAAUGACCUAUGAUGCCCUCCAUGUCUUUGAUUGGAUAAAAGCCCGAAGUGGUGAUAAUCCAGUCUACAUAUGGGGGCAUUCCCUAGGCACGGGAGUUGCAACCAAUUUAGUAAGAAGGCUUUGUGAAAGAGAAACCCCACCUGAUGCCCUUAUCUUGGAAUCACCAUUUACCAAUAUCCGAGAAGAGGCAAAAAGUCAUCCAUUUUCUGUGAUAUACAGACAUUUUCCAGGCUUUGACUGGUUUUUCUUGGAUCCUAUCACUGCAAGUGGAAUAAAGUUUGCCAAUGAUGAGAAUGUGAAGUAUAUAUCGUGCCCUCUCCUCAUUCUACACGCAGAAGAUGAUCCUGUUAUUCCUUUCCAUCUCGGUAGAAAGUUGUACAACAUUGCUGCUCCAUCAAGAAGUUUACGUGAUUUCAAAGUGCAGUUUGUCCCCUUCCACAAAGAUCUCGGAUACAGACACAAGUACAUUUAUAGGAGUCCUGAGCUCCGCCAGAUACUAAGGGAUUUUCUGGGAAACACAGAGCAUCAGCAAUAAAGUCACCAAUACCAGGCAGACAUCUCCUGUAACCCUCAGCAUGACUACGGACCAAAAA
Molecule: messenger RNA, 1365 nt
Organism: Spea bombifrons (plains spadefoot toad)
Lineage: Eukaryota; Metazoa; Chordata; Amphibia; Anura; Pelobatidae
Gene: ABHD12
Product: abhydrolase domain containing 12, lysophospholipase
Exons: 13
Coding region: 192-1307 (371 amino acids)
Biological process (GO): monoacylglycerol catabolic process; phosphatidylserine catabolic process
Cellular component (GO): endoplasmic reticulum membrane
Molecular function (GO): monoacylglycerol lipase activity; phosphatidylcholine lysophospholipase A1 activity
Source: RefSeq, a predicted model, not a curated record